Panicum virgatum (switchgrass) is the source of this 2210-nucleotide messenger RNA. RefSeq lists its product as uncharacterized. Gene Ontology annotation, molecular function: zinc ion binding; nucleic acid binding. The record is from RefSeq and is a predicted model, not a curated record. Lineage: Eukaryota; Viridiplantae; Streptophyta; Magnoliopsida; Poales; Poaceae. Bases 493 to 1914 code for a protein of 473 amino acids. The transcript is spliced from 8 exons.
ACCGCCGAUCCGCACUCGCCCUCCGCACCUCCCGAUUCCCCAGCCCCGCACCGGCCGCGCCCGAAUCCAGAACCCUAGGCGGCGAGGCGGGUAGGCCACUGGCGGUCGGCGGCGAGGCGGCGACCUUCGAGCGAGCGGCCAGCAGCAGCGCAGCUCCGCACUUUCAGCAGGCGACAGGCGCUCCGCGGCGAACGGCGGGUCGGUGGCCAGCCAGGCAGCGGCGCUGCGGCGGAGCGGUCGAGCACCCCGCGGCCAGCGCGCCGUGAAGGGCUUCGCGGCGGCAGACGCGGCUCCGCCAGCGCAAGGGCCGGCGCCGGGGCACGGGUCCGGCGACGGUCGGCGGGCACAGCGCGGCCUGACUCCUGAGCGCGGCAACCGGCCAGACGCCAAGACAGCAAGCAAAGCAACCGACCCAGUGAAUUACCAAGGAUUCAAAGCGAUUAUCAAAAUGUCGAACAGUUUCAAGGUUGAGCAAAUAUCUUUUUUUGGCCAAUGGCAAGGGAACCUAGUCCUGAAAUAGAUGAUGAGCUUUUCAAUGAAGUUUAUGGGAAAGCAUAUAGUGGUCCAGUUGCAUCAGCUACAAAUUCAGCUACAAAUAGUGUGAUGCCUAAAGUAAAUGACGAGAAGAGGCCCUUGACUCGUAAUACGUCAGAUGAUGAAGAUGAGGCCCCAGAUCCUAAUGCUGUUCCUACCGACUUCACUAGCAGAGAGGCUAAGGUCUGGGAGGCUAAAGCUAAGGCCACAGAAAGAAACUGGAAGAAGAGGAAGGAUGAAGAAAUGAUUUGUAAAAUAUGUGGAGACUCGGGCCAUUUUACUCAGGGCUGUCCAUCCACACUUGGGGCAAAUAGGAGAAAUGCUGACUUUUUUGAAAGAGUUCCAGCUAGAGAUAAGCAAGUCAGGAAUCUUUUCACUGAGAGGAUGAUAAGCCAGAUUGAGAAGGAUGUGGGUUGUAAAAUCAGAAUGGAUGAGAAGUUCCUGUUUGUCAGUGGGAAAGAUAGGUUAAUAUUAGCCAAAGGUGUCGAUGCUGUGCAUAAAAUUAUUCAAGAGAGUAAAGGUAAACAUAGUCCAAGCAGUCCAAAACGGGAUCGCUCUAGGUCACCUGUACGGAACACCACUGAGUUUCGUCCGAGGCACUCUGAUUCUCACCGGUCCUAUAGCCCAAAAAAUCCUGAUCCUCAACGGUCCCGUAGCCCAAGAAAUGCAUCACGCUCUCAAAGUAAAGGAUACUAUAAUGAAAGACAUCUAGAUGGCCGAUUGCAUGACAGUAUGCCCAAGUUUUCAAAAGGAUCUCCACAAGCUCAAGCUUAUGCCAACUUCGGAGCAAAAGGUCAUCCAGCCCAAUCAAAAUCUCCACGCCAUUCCUCUUAUCUUGAUGUUUCCCCUAGAACACAUGGCGAGAGUAACCAAUUUACUGCAUCACACAUGGCUAAUAACUGGAGCAUUGAGAGGCCUGGAGCAGAUGUCCAAACAAGCAUUAAGUUUGACAUGCCACCCCACCAACAGACCUUGGAAGAUCUUGAAAUGGAGUUUAAGAGGGAAGCUACAGAAUUAGCUAGAGCCCGUGAUCUAGAGGAGGAUGAAGAGAACUACAGGCAUCGAGAGUCACUGAGAGUAAUACGUGAAAAUUACAUGGGCAGAAUGACUACCAUGAGGAAUGUGCAUGCAAGGAAGUGGGAAGAAUUUCUAGAACAAACUUUUAAAAGGAAACAACAGGCACAGACUUCUUACACCCAAAUAGGUUAUCCAGGUUUUGAGCAGAGAACUACACAUAUUUCAGCUGCACUUCAACCAAUGGAUUCAAAGAGCAUAUAUCCUUAUGCUUCUGAUAACUAUUCAGCCCCGAAGGCUCAUGCUGCAUAUGGCGAGUUUCAGCAUGACAGACGUGAUUUGGGGAGGACCCAUGGGCGAUAUUAGAUCUUGACUAGUGGGCAAUCGUGUGAGGAAUCAGUGUCAAUGGUGUGCAACUUUAGAACCUCUUAGCACCUAUUUGCUGUUAUGUAGUUUAAGGUAAGAAUUCAUUUUUUUUUUGGGCAGAACUGUCUUCCAGUUGCUUUCUAUUGCAGCUAGUAGCAUCACACCGAGCUGUUGAAACUGUCUGUGGAAUCCAGAUUAUUGUAAAAAGCUGCCGUUCAAUUUCAGCGAUCUUUUCUGAAAUAUACUGGUAAAAACAUAAACUUGGUAUUGGUUAUUCUGGCUUUUCAUCUGCUCCA